GCCGAUUAUCGAUGUCGAACCUGCAGAUAGACGACAACAGGAAAUUAAUGCCCGUGGCAUCGGGCGCUAGACGAUUAUCGAUGUCGAGCCUGCAGCUAGAUGACAGCAGGAAAGUAAUGGCAGUAGCAGCCCACGGUAGACGAUUAUCGAUGUCGGACUUGCAGCUAGAUGACAACAGGAAAUCAAUGGCGGCAGCAGCUGCCGCUGCCGCGACAGCAGCCGCGUCCGCAUCAGCAUCGGCAGCGGAAGAACCAGUACGACAAGCAUGUCAAGGCGAAGGCGGAGGAGGAGGAGGAGGAGGAGGAGAAGGAGGAGGAGGAGAAGGAGGAGGAGGAAGAGGAGGAAUAGGAGGAGGACGCGGAGAAGGAAGAAGAGGCAGUGGAAGAGGAGGAGGAGCUGUGGUGGAGCGUUCAAGCUCACGGUCUUUCUCUGCCAAACCGUUUGAGGAAGAUAGUUGUAGUGACUAUGUAUCUGAUCAUUCAACGAGCUCGAACCCGCAAUCUCUGCUGCUUUCCGCUUCCAAGCCAGUGGCAAGUGGUUGCUUUUGGUCUAUCCUUAAUCCACAUAGCAGAUUCGUGCGCAACUGGAACAAGUUUUUUGUCGUCACGUGCUUGACGGGCGUAUUCAUCGAUCCGUUGAUCUUCUUCAUCUUCGGCGUGGAUGGUGAGAUGGGAUGCAUGUACAUUCGGUGGAGAUACGCGUUGAUACUCACGAUCCUACGGUGCAUAACAGAUUUGGUACACGUCUUUCACAUCGUCUUUCAAUUCCGGAUUGCCUAUACGGCGAGGCGGCGGGAGGCGAGCAGCCGGCCUGUUCUCAUUACAAAUCGGAAGAAGAUUGCCUACCAUUACGUCAAGAGUUGCCUCAUUCUCGACGUCGUCGCUGUGCUUCCCCUAUUUCAGUUGGCAAUAUGGGUUCUUCUUCCUUAUUUGGAUGCGAAGAUAAAGCGGCAGGAUAGCCUCGUCGUCAGUUUCAAGACCUAUCUGCUGCUAAUCAUACUUCUGCAGUUUGUGCCGAGGUUGUUGCGAAUCAUCCCCCUCAUGAGGCGCAUGGAAAGAGCAACUGGAUUUGUCUUUGAAACUGCCUGGUCGUCCUUCCUCAUCAAUUUUCUUGUGCUACUCCUUGCAAGCCAUAUUGUAGGUGCUAUAUGGUACAUGCUUUCAAUAGAGCGCCUAGACGGUUGCAUGGAGCACUCGUGUGCCCAUGAGGUCAAUUGUGUGAAUAUGUAUCUAGAUUGCCCAGAUGUUGGCAACCUGGAUGCCAGUAUCAAAGAGUACACCCCCAAGAAGCUGGCUGAUCGUGCAAGGUGGUUGAACUCCUCUGUCAUAAUGCACCAGUGCUUUCAUCAUCAUGGUGGUGAAUAUAACUUUGCUGAAGACGAUUGGCAGUAUGGAAUAUAUGAGGAGGCCCUUCCAAUCAUUCUAGGCCAUACAAAACCCCUUCAACUUUACUUGCGAUGCUUCUUCUGGGGUCUGCAGAAUCUGAGCAAUCUUGCAGAUCUUUUGAUCCCUAGUGGGACUUCUGUCAGUGAGCUUCUGUUUUGCAUUACAAUCAUCAUAACAGGCUUGUUACUCUUUGCCUUGCUGGUUGGAAACAUGCAGGGCUUCCUGCACUCCUUAAAUAAACGCAAGGACGAGAUGCGGCUGAGAAGGAAAGACAUGGAGAGCUGGAUGCGCCAUAUGGGUCUUCCAAGCAAUAUAACAAAGCGUGUGCGUGACUACCAUCGUCACAAGUGGGCGGCAACUAGAGGUGUACCCGAGGAAGAGAUUUUAGAAGAUCUACCAGAAGACCUUUGUUUCGACAUCAGAAGUCAUUUGUGCCUCCCUCUCAUCCAAAAGGUCCCAUUGUUUGCCCAGAUGGGUGAACCUCUCCAGAAGGACAUAUGCAGACGGUUAAAGCUGCAGCUGUUCAUGAAGAAAUCCCCUGUGGUACUGCAGGGUGAUCCUAUGAACGCCAUGUACUUCCUUCUGAGAGGAUCUGUUGAGGAGAGGACAACCUACGGCUCCCAGCAAUCUUCUGUCAUUGUUGGGCACUUCAAGGAAGGGGAGGUUAUUGGCCUGGAACUUCUGGAUUACUUAUUCAGCAGGAGCCAACUAGGUGAACUUGGCAAUGAUGGUGGUCUAAGCAGAGCAGAGCAGAGCCAACGAGAACAAGAAAGAGGAGGACGAAGAGGAGGAGGACAAAGACGAGGAGGUCGUGGUGACAAUGCAAUACCUGUGACGCUGAGAUUCCAGAGCAGUAACAUCAUAACGGAUGGCACUUCAGGAGACGAUGGUCAAGCAGUUGAAAGUGGGCAGUUCCGUUCUCCAUAUACUCUUAUGUCUCUUGAGUUCGUGGAAGCUUUCCGAUUGUCUGCGGAAGACAUUAAGGAUAUCCUUCAAAGUUUCCAAAGCGAUACAUCCCGACUGCGACAAGACCAACAACGCCUGCAGCGUGCAGCCUCGCGAAGGAGGUCCUUGCCAUGGCGAGUAUGGGCUGCCAUGACCAUUCAAAGAGCCUGGCGAUCGCAUGUAAGGAGACGAAGUUCACAGCUACCGCCCUUACCUCUCACCAGGUCGAAUGCGUCCCAGCAGCAGUUGCAUCACCGCGCACAUGCCACUGGUCGACGAUCCGGAAACAGUUAAAAGUGCAGUUGAUGAUCUGCCCAACUUUCAGCAUUGCGUCUUUCAGAGAAAAAACCCUUUAUUAUUGCUGUCGAUGUUGAAACUAUGUUUGAGGGGAGUACUUGUUUGUUUGUUCGUUUUUGGGUGUAAGUACAUGUUAGGCUGAUGGAUGGGCUGGCCUUACCUUCUCAACCACACCGACGUAUCCGACCUGGCACUCUUAAUUAUCAACUUGUCUACAUGCUGGGACAGGGUGAAGGUGAUAUUCGAGGACGUUUUUUUCAGAACACACGUGUAAAUGGUAGACAGCUGUUGGGAUAUCUAGUAGUAGUUACAGGCCUCGUUUCUCUUUCAUAGAGACGGACGGGAAGACGAGAAGAGUCAGCCAAUAUUAUAGUCCUCUCUCGGACAGGCAGUUGCAGACCAGCAUGCUCUACGGGCUAGCACAUGGCCUGUGCUGUGGCUGGCAACUUUCGGUCGGGGUUUGCUGGGGACCACGAAUUGUUGUCAGGGUGGCCUGACUUUUGGGCGUCCUAACAAUGCUCCAACGUGAAGAACAAACCGCCACCAUAUUUGCUGACUUGACCAGUCUGAGAAGUCUGAUGCAUGUCAAACGUGAAACCCUGCUAAUGGGCAGCGAAUCUUGGGUUAGUUCAAAAAUGUUCGUCCUCACAGGGAUCUUCUUCAAAGGGCUGCGUGUGAGGGCGCAUUUUGAAUGGGGACAAUGACCUCAGCAUCAGCCAGUCAAUGGAAGGGAGGAGUUCCCUUGCUCAGGCUGUAAAAGCUAAGGUCUCAGGUAAUUUUGGACAGGCAUCCGAGCUGCACUUCCACUGUCUGGUAUCGGUCAUUCGUGAACAGUCCACGACUUUGGAUCUUUGGUAAGGAAGCUCUUCUUGGGGAGAUAGAGUGGAGUGAUGGUUGCGAUAAUGGACCUGCUCCUCGCAGCAGCAACGUUCAUGUAUAUACUAUAUAGUAAUGGAGAUUCAGGGUGUGGGGGCUAUUGGGUUUAGAGCAGCACAGCCUGUUCAUGUGGAAGGUGAGCAUGGGGGUUGAUGUUGGCGGAUUGUUGAAUAUUUGAAUGAUCAUUCGGCUGUUCAAUUUUUGAAUGAUCAUUCGGUCUUCUCGGCUCGCCUUCCUUCAGCGAGGGAGCUUUUGGCUGACUCCAUGUCCAAUCCAUGUUAAAAGCUGUGGUGAGAUCAGCAUUUCGGAAUACGUGAUGCUCACCAAUGAGGACUGUAUUGCAUCGUCUAGUAAACAUGGUGGGGGGAAAAGUAACAAGGGUUCUGGGGUGCCGUUUCUCCACCUCUGUCUCAAGCAAUUAUUCCAGUACUUGUGGCUGCCAUCGGUGACAUUUGCACAUUCACCUAUACACUCGAGAGACCUGCACUACACCCAGGAAACAGGGCUGGAUAACUUUUAGCCUCGUCGGUCAUGACCAAGGAAGGGAGCAGGAUAAACAAGGGAGGGAGAGUACGCAGGCCAAGACUAGUCCAGCGUACCUGCUGUUGGAGAGUCUUUAGGCCCCAAGAGUGGACGAUGAUUUGAUUCGCCAUGCUUCAUUGGUCAGGAGAAAGUAAAGGGGGGGAACGAUAAGGGAGGGAGAGCACGGAGGCAACAGCUGUGCAGUGUACCUGCUGUGGGAGUGUAUUCGAGCCCCAAGGGGUGAAUGGUGGAGCUGAUUCACCAUCGAAGCGAUUGGUGGGAGGGUGGAGGAAGGGGCCUGUGAGUGCUUAUCAUGACUAUGCGGACCAGGGAGGUUAGAGUGAAGGGAGAUCCCAUGGUGAUCUUAAAGCAAAUGUAGGGUGGCUUUGUCGUCAGAAAUUGGCAAUUACUGGCAUGCAAGGAGUUACAGCUUCUGAAAGACACACGCACUUCACUCUCCCAUGUGCAAGUUACGACAGCUUGGAACCGGAUAGCAGAUCAACCAGUGAAUAGUGUUCAUGAUUCCAGGUGCAAUCAGCUCCUGUAGAGGUGGACAUGGGCGACGAUUCUCUUAAAAUUUCCUUUAUGACUUGCAGGAUUCCAGGUGCGAUCAGCUCCUGGAGGGGUGGACAUGGGCAACGACCCUCUUAGGAUUUCCUUUAUGAUUUGCAUGUUGCUCCAUGCAGAUUGGCCAUGGAGACCUCGAGCAGA
Messenger RNA from Chara braunii, 4736 nucleotides. NCBI's taxonomy places the organism in Eukaryota, Viridiplantae, Streptophyta, Charophyceae, Charales, Characeae. The record is from the annotation of a GenBank genome assembly.